Molecule: messenger RNA, 1810 nt
Organism: Drosophila navojoa
Lineage: Eukaryota; Metazoa; Arthropoda; Insecta; Diptera; Drosophilidae
Gene: gcm2
Product: transcription factor gcm2
Biological process (GO): regulation of transcription by RNA polymerase II; gliogenesis
Cellular component (GO): nucleus
Molecular function (GO): DNA-binding transcription activator activity, RNA polymerase II-specific; RNA polymerase II cis-regulatory region sequence-specific DNA binding
Source: RefSeq, a predicted model, not a curated record
GUCAGCAAGAGUAAACGAGAUUGGGACAUCAAUGAUGCGAUCGUGCCGCAGGUGGCCGACAUGGAGUUCGAUGAGUUCAGCGAGUGGAGCGACGGUCAUGUGCGGCUGGUCUACUCGGUGCACAACGAGGAGGCCAAGAAGCACAUCUCCGGCUGGGCCAUGCGCAACACCAACAAUCACAAUGUGAACAUCUUGAAGAAGAGCUGCCUGGGCGUGCUCGUCUGCUCCCAGCACUGCACAUUGCCCAACGGCAGCAAGAUCAAUCUGCGGCCGGCGAUAUGCGAUAAGGCGCGACGCAAACAGGAGGGCAAGGCGUGCCCCAACAAGAGCUGCCGCGGCGGCCGGCUGGAGAUCAAGCCCUGUCGCGGCCACUGCGGCUAUCCGGUCACACAUUUCUGGCGGCAUUCCGGCAAUGCCAUCUUCUUUCAGGCCAAGGGCGUGCACGAUCAUCUGCGACCCGAUCCCAAGAACUCGAGCGUCUCGAAGCGAGCCUUCGGACGGGUCGCCCUCACGGCCGGCAAGAGCAGCUCCAGCCUGGCGGGCAGUAGGUCGAGCAGCGUGCCCAAGAAGUCGGUCAUAGCGGGCCUCGUGAAGCAGGUGAAGCAACAGAAUCUCAUGAGCAAAGUGCUCAAGCGCUCCACAGGCAGCCAGCCUCUGGGCCCCUCAGCUCUGGAGAUAUAUCAAUUCAAUGCCUGCGGCAAAUGCACCACGUAUAGCCACUGCACGUGCAGCUAUUUGGAGGACAGCACGCGCGCCCAUCAGCUGAGUCAAUCCACCAACUAUAUGAGCAGCUCCUGGCCGCUGGCCAAUGUCGCCAGUGAAGCAGCCAAUUGUGAAUCCUCGGCGAAUGUGUUCACGGUGAAUCAUCAGCAUAUUACCUACAAUUAUCCCAUAUACCAUGCCACGCCCACGGCUGCCACAGCUGCGCCCAGCAAAUCGCCCAGUCUGCCCUACACGUGCAUCUCGGAGCUGGCCUACCAGCCGCCCAAUCACCCACAGUCCACUCCGUCUGGCUUCGCUAGCAACGCCCACGGCAACGGCAGCUGUCAGCUGGGAUACGAGUCGAGUCCACAGCUGGCUACGCCGGAGCCGGAGUUCAUCAACUACUCGCAGAUCAAGCACCUCGAGCUGGGCUGCAAGAGCGAAACGACGCCCACCAUCAAGUACAAUGCGACCGUGGACACACAGCCGGUGGCGAGCUAUACGGAUGAUAACUACGAUUACUACUACCAGCGUGAGUCAAGCAAGUCCGACUACGAGCUGCAGCAUCAGCAGCAACAGCAGCAGCAGCAGCAACACCACCAGCAGCAGCAGCAUUACGGCAACAUUCCCAGUGGACACGCUCACUACUACGAGAGCGCCAAUAGCUAUAGCGGCGUCAGCUACUUUGAUACUGGCACUACGGCGCCAGGUGGCGCCAUUAACAGCGGCAGCGGCUGCGGCAGCAGCAGCGGCUUGAACCCGAGUCUUGAGCACGGCUCGAGCUACGGCAGCUACUACGAUCAUUAUGCCAACUAUGAGCAACAGAUGGCGGUAGCAGCGAAUGGCUUUGCUGCCGCCGGCGGCUCUGCUGCAGCUGCUGCUGCUGCCGCUGCCGCUGCUGCGGCAUCAGCUGUCACAGCUGCGGCGCCACCUGCGCCCACGCUCACCUACCAUCAUCAUCAUCACCAUCAUUUGCAUCAUUCGCCGCAACACGCCCCUCCACAAGCAGCCGCCCAUGCGGCCCAUUGAUUAGUACUUAAAAAGGCGCCACAUUACUCAUAGCUUAUACGUUUAAGAUUUGAAAUCGAUAAAUAUAUACAUAUAUAUA